Molecule: messenger RNA, 631 nt
Organism: Rhizopus microsporus ATCC 52813
Lineage: Eukaryota; Fungi; Mucoromycota; Mucoromycetes; Mucorales; Rhizopodaceae
Exons: 1
Source: RefSeq, a predicted model, not a curated record
AGUAACUUCUACUACUUCUUGGUGAUAACAAUAAUAAUGAUAACGUUUCUGUUCUGGAUUAUCAAAAGUGCCGUUACAUUCUGUGCAGCUGUUUACUGAAUCAACUUAUUCUAGAGUCAUGAUAAUUACGGAAGAAAAGCCGAAAUGGACAAAACGGUAGAUGUAUCCCCCCCCCUUUUUUUUGGAUGAGGUCGGAGCAUGUCACACUGUUUGAAGAAAGGUGACUUGCGGUAUCUUUUGAAUUGGAGAUCAAUCACACUGAUUAAUUGUGAUGCAAAGAUAUUCACCUGAUUAUUGAACAACCGUUUAAGGGAGGUCGUUUCUUCUUUGAUUUGUCCUUUUCAAGCUAGUUUUAUGCAAGGAAAAUCUAUUGCCGACAGUGGCCUUUUAGCACAAAUUACUAUAAAGCAAGCUUCUUUCUGGUCCCCCUCGGAAGUUGAUCUGCUGUGCAACCAAGAAGAAGCUUAUGAUCGAGUGCAUCCUGUGUAUCUUCGCUCUGUCCUUCAGACUUUUGGUUUGCCCUCCGUUUUUAUCUCUGCUGUUUGCUCUCUCUUCUUUAGUACAACCAUGAAAGCCAACGUUAAUGGUUACUCCUCGUCACCUAUACAACUAGGUCGUGGUUUACGCCAAG